UCUCUGCCUCCUUCCUACUGACUGGACAGAAGAAUGGGCUGGUCCCUGAUAAAGAGGUCCGUGUCAGUGUGAAGGUCCUAGCAGUCAGCUGUAUCGGAGCAGCAGCUGCUCUUCAUCCUGAAGCCUUCUUCAACUCUCUGUUCCUGGAACCCCUGGAUGGAGUUACACAGGAGGAGCAGCAGUAUGUUAGUGAUGUGUUGUGUCUGAUCAGCCAUGGAGACCCUCAGAUCAGAGGAGCUACAGGUGUAUUGUGUGGAGCGAUAAUACACUCUGCUCUCAUCAAGACACGUUACAACAUACACACCUGGAUGUCCACCAUACACACCUCUACAGGUAACCCAGUAUCCCUGGUGGAUCUAGUUCCUGUACUACAGAACACUCUAAAGGAUGAGUCCUCUGUCACCUGUAAGAUGGCCUGCUCUGCAGUCAGGCACUGCAUCAUGACUCUGUGUAGCAGUACUCUGAGUGAGUUGGGCCUGCAGCUCCUGGUCGACCUGCUGACCUUAAAGGACUGUUCCUAUUGGCUGGUCAGGACGGAACUCCUCGACACUCUGGCAGAGGUGGACUUCCGGUUGGUGAACUUCCUGGAGAAGAGAACAGAGAGUUUACACAAAGGAGAGCAUCACUACACUGGGUUGCUAAGGUUACAGGAGAGAGUGUUGAAUGACGUUGUGAUUCAUCUGUUGGGAGACGACGAUCCUCGAGUACGACACAUAGCUGCUGCCACUGUCAGCAGACUAGUCAGCAGGUUGUUCUAUGAGUGUGACCAGGGCCAGGCUGAUCCAGUGGUGGCUAUAGCCAGGGACCAGAGCUCUGUCUAUCUACAGCUACUGAUGCACGAGACACUACCACCUUCACACUUUACUGUCUCUACCAUCACCAG
Molecule: messenger RNA, 883 nt
Organism: Coregonus clupeaformis (lake whitefish)
Lineage: Eukaryota; Metazoa; Chordata; Actinopteri; Salmoniformes; Salmonidae
Product: huntingtin-like
Exons: 8
Cellular component (GO): cytoplasm
Source: RefSeq, a predicted model, not a curated record